CCACCGCCAGUUUGUCCCGCGAUCUCGUGUAGAGAGGUUGUCAGUAGUCUGUUACAGUGGUGUCAGUGUGUGGUGUACAGUUAGCCGGCGUCGUAGCAGGUCGUCGACCGCGCGAGUAUGAGCGCGCGCCCGCCUCGGUAGCCGCCGCACUCCCGACCUCUCCUGUAGCUUCUACCGACAAGGCGAUGCGAGGGUGGUGCGCGCGGUGGUGGGGCGGCGGGUCGCGCUCGCGGCUGCGCUGGAUGGCGGCGCUGCUGUGCUGGGGCGCGCUGGCCGCGCUGGCGCUGCCGCGGCUGCAGCCGCUGCAGCCGCCGCCGGCCGCCGCGCCCCGCGCCCCGCCCGCGCCGCCCGCGCGCCUGCUGCUGCAGUCCGAGCCGGCCGCGUCCACGCCGGCCGUGGCCGCGCAGCCGCUGCCCGCCACCGACACGCGCGUGCUCAGCGAGGACGAGCUGCGCGCCGACACCGAGCGCCGCCUGCCCUCGCUGCCGCUCGCCUACUGGCACAAGCACAAAGACGACAAGAAUAAGUUCCUGAAAAAGAAAGACUGCGCCCCGUUCCCCUCCAUAUACGAUCUCGAGUUUCACAACACUUACUGGCAGAGUUUUCAUUCGAGCCAGGGUGUAUUCCAUUUUUACGGAGCUUACCUGGACACCAGAAAUGCGUCCCGUAUAGGGCCCGCAGUCCGCGUGCUCGGGGUGCACGACCGCAUCAAGCCCACGAUCACGACUCACUGCCAGCUAUGGUUCGAGGAGCGCACCGCGCCCGUGGUCGUGCGCAACCUGGAGUACAAGUACGUCUGGAACAGCAAAUGGGGCAACUACCGGGAUCACGUACUACAGCCGUACUUGCUCGCGUGCGUGCUCCCACAGGAGGUGCAGCACCUCGUGCCGGCAUCCGUUUCUAUCGUGGAGAAUCCCUGCGAUCGGGCCACUAACAAUUUGCGAGUUCAUUACGACCGUCCCGACCCGGCCGUCGGUCGCAAGGAGUUCGCCGUCUGCGUGAAAGGACUCGAUUUCCUCCACGAAGAUUUAUCUGUGAGACUCGUCGAGUGGAUCGAGUUUGUGAGGCUAAUGGGAGCGGACAAAGUGUUCUUUUACGAGUUACAAGUUCACCCGAACAUAACGAAAGUGCUCGAUUACUAUAAAGGACAAAAUGCGGUGACAGUGACGCCUGUCACACUGCCUGGCGGGCAGCCGAAUCUGCCCGGUCUGCAGCAUAUGUAUCUGAAGAAAAAGACGACGCACAAGCGUCAAAUGGAACUAGUCCCGUACAACGACUGCCUCUACCGGCACAUGUACGAGUACCGGUGGCUCGCGCUGCUCGACAUCGACGAGGUGAUCGUGCCCCUCGAGGACGCCGACUGGAGCUCGCUGAUGAAGCGCGCGCUGCCCCUCUCGAAGCCGGCGAAGGGCAAGCCGCCGCGCUCCUCGUACCACGCGUCCAACCUGUACUUCUUGGACUCGCUGCGGCACGAGCACGGCUGGGAGGAAGGCAUCCCGCGGUACAUGCACAUGCUGCAGCACGUGUACCGCACGCGCAACUUCACCAAGCCCGGCCAGUACGUGAAAGCGUUCCACGAGACGGAGCGCGUGCUGGCGCUGCACAACCACUUCCCGCUGGCGUGCCUGGGCGGCGCGUGCUCGUCGUACGCGCUGGAGCCGGCGCAGGCGCGGCUGCAGCACUACCGCGCCGACUGCGUCUCGGCGCUGAGCAAGUCGUGCGCCGAGCUGCGCGCGCAGCCCGUGCGCGACGAGGCGCUGUGGCGCUGGCGCCAGCCGCUGGCCGCGCGCGCCGCCCGCGCCCUGCGCGCGCUCGGCUUCCUGCCGCCGCACCGGUGACUGCUGUUGCCCGAUCCUAAUAUUAUAUUAAUUGCUAGUAUUAAAAAUAUUUUUACAGUU
Messenger RNA from Galleria mellonella (greater wax moth), 1898 nucleotides. RefSeq lists its product as uncharacterized. The record is from RefSeq and is a predicted model, not a curated record. Bases 186 to 1838 code for a protein of 550 amino acids. NCBI's taxonomy places the organism in Eukaryota, Metazoa, Arthropoda, Insecta, Lepidoptera, Pyralidae. The transcript is spliced from 2 exons.